CUGCGAUCAUGGCGGACGUGGUUGCGGAGCAGGUAGCCGACCAGAAACCAGUCCCGGACCGGGAGCUGAACGGGGAGGCAGAGGACAGAGAAGAGGCCGACCCCGUGGAGGAGACAGCGAAAAAGAAGAAGAAAAAGAAGAAGAAGAACAAGUCCACAGUGACAGGCGCUGAGGCGGAGGCUGAUGGUGUGGCCGAAGUUACCAAACAGCUGGAGAAGCAGGCGAUAGAAGACAAAGAGAAAGAGGAGGAUGGCGAGGAAGAUGGAGAUGAUGGAGAGAACUCAGCAGGGAAAAAGAAGAAGAAGAAAAAGAAGAAGAAAGGACCCAAAUCUCAAACUGAUCCCCCAUCUGUGCCCAUCUGUGAGUUAUACCCAACUGGAGCGUUCCCCAUCGGACAGGAGUGUGAAUACCCCGCCUCACAGGAUGGUCGCAGCGCAGCGUGGCGUACGACCAGCGACGAGAAGCGGGUGCUGGAUAAAGCCAACGAGGAGGUGUGGAACGACUUCAGACAGGCAGCCGAGGCCCACAGACAAGUCCGCCAGCACGUUCGCAGCUUCAUUAAACCCGGCAUGACCAUGAUUGAAAUCUGUGAGAGGUUGGAGGACUGCUCUCGUAAGCUGAUAAAGGAGAACGGGCUGAACGCCGGCCUGGCCUUCCCCACCGGCUGCUCCCUGAACCAUUGUGCUGCCCACUACACUCCCAACGCCGGAGACACCACCGUCCUGCAGUACGACGACGUCUGCAAGAUCGACUUCGGCACGCACAUCAACGGGCGAAUCAUUGACUGUGCCUUCACUGUCACAUUUAAUCCAAAGUACGACAAGCUGCUGGAGGCUGUGAGAGACGCCACCAAUACUGGAAUCAAAAAUGCCGGCAUUGAUGUGCGUCUGUGUGAUGUUGGAGAGGCGAUUCAGGAAGUGAUGGAGUCCUAUGAGGUCGAGCUUGAUGGCAAAACAUACCAAGUGAAGCCAAUCCGAAACCUGAACGGCCACUCAAUCGGUCAGUACAGAAUACACGCUGGCAAGACUGUGCCCAUCGUUAAAGGAGGAGAAGCCACGAGAAUGGAGGAGGGAGAAGUUUAUGCCAUUGAGACAUUUGGCAGCACAGGUAAAGGUGUGGUCCACGAUGACAUGGAGUGCUCUCACUAUAUGAAAAACUUUGACGUCGGCCACGUCCCCAUCAGGCUUCCCAGAGCGAAGCACCUGCUGAACGUUGUCAACGAGAACUUCGGCACGUUGGCGUUCUGCCGGCGCUGGCUGGACCGUCUGGGCGAGACCAAGUACCUGAUGGCCCUGAAGAACCUGUGCGACCUGGGCAUCGUGGACCCCUACCCUCCCCUCUGCGACACCAAGGGCUGCUACACCGCUCAGUUCGAGCACACCAUCCUGCUCAGGCCCACCUGCAAGGAGGUGGUGAGCCGGGGAGACGACUACUGACACCCCAGCCUCCAACAACGCCGCACCCCUCCCCUGUCACCGCCUCACUGCACCUCCAGACCCUGUUAGCAACUCCUCCUCCAGAGAAACAGCAGAACAGAAAAGAGCUUCUAAAACACGACGUGGUUGUCUCAGAGCAGCUAUGAGGGAUGCCAAAUGCUACUGUAUUCUACCCACAAUGCACCACUCACAGCUUGCAAGGAACGAGGACUGGCUUUCUGAGUUUCCUGUCAUCAACCACAGCGAAAAAAAAAAAUUGUAAACAAACCAACACGUUUUUGUCGGAGGAAGCAUUGUUUCUUUCAGUGUCCUGCGGACCUCAUUUUACAUGACGUUAAAGAGUUAACUGUCAAACAGUUAAGAUUUAUUUAAGCUGCCGCUAAAUCUAGUGCACCCUCAGCAUUCAAAGAGACGAGCGUGAGAAUCCCCCUUAUACCUCCCUUCAUUUUCAGAGUUUCUAUGGCUCCACUCUAAGCCUGCAGUACUUUAGUGCUCGAGUUAAAUUAAGCACAAAUGCUACUGACGGGUGGAAGAUGUGGUUAGGCCGAUGCAUGGCCAGAAAUCUCUGCAACAGACAAUUUCUAACACUUAGAGCUCGGGGUGUCGUAGUAAUAAACAGACACCGUGCAUCUGCAGCUGUAUGUUUGGCUUCUGUCGCUACAGGAGGGAACUCGACACUCUGGCCCUCUAGUCAUCCUUUCUUUGAUAUUUGUAAAAUAUCUUUGAAAUGGUUGCUGCCACUGUAUGUUUCCAAUUCAAAUGCUUCAUUUUGAACUCCCGGAAAACGUUUUUGUAAGAAAAAAAAAGAUUAAAAUGAUUUUGCUCAUUG
This is a messenger RNA of Chelmon rostratus (copperband butterflyfish), 2265 nucleotides long. RefSeq names its product methionyl aminopeptidase 2a (gene metap2a). Lineage: Eukaryota; Metazoa; Chordata; Actinopteri; Chaetodontiformes; Chaetodontidae. The transcript is spliced from 11 exons. The record is from RefSeq and is a predicted model, not a curated record. Gene Ontology annotation, molecular function: metalloaminopeptidase activity. Bases 9 to 1436 code for a protein of 475 amino acids. Gene Ontology annotation, biological process: proteolysis.